This is a messenger RNA of Halichondria panicea, 3020 nucleotides long. Its product is annotated as xanthine dehydrogenase/oxidase-like. The transcript has 14 exons. Gene Ontology annotation, molecular function: iron ion binding; 2 iron, 2 sulfur cluster binding; oxidoreductase activity. Bases 1098 to 2855 code for a protein of 585 amino acids. Lineage: Eukaryota; Metazoa; Porifera; Demospongiae; Suberitida; Halichondriidae. The record is from RefSeq and is a predicted model, not a curated record.
UGUUUUAUCUCAUGUUGUUGUUCUCUCCACAUGUACCACUCUCUCUGGAUGGACAACAGUGGCACAUUAAGGUACGUUGUGUGCAAUCACAUUCUACCAAACUGACAUGCUUGUGCUCUGAGCACUUGUUGUUAGGAGGUAGACAGUGUAAAGAAGAGCACAUACAGAUAACUAAAUGUGAUACUAUUCCCAAGUAAAUCUACUCGUAGUAGUACUUGAAAGUAUGCAUGGUUAAUCAAGUGUUUCAGUCUGCAUGUUUGGCUGUCCACAAUUGUUUCCCCUCCCCUGUGUCAUGCAAUCACCAGUGUACUGUAUCACUGCACUAAUGUUCUCUUCCUUCCAUUUCAUGCAUCUCCACCUCACCUUUGACUGACCCUCUGAAACAACAGACUGUAAGUUGGUGUGUGUUGUCAGAGUAUUUAGUGUCUGUUGCAUAUUCUGUGAUGUUUCUACUUACCCAUUAUUACUCUUGUGUGUGUGCAGUGCCAUAGUGUUAUACAGUAGAACCUCGAUUAUCCGGCCCUCCAUUAUCCGGAACCUCGAUUAUCCGGCUUGGCAGUUUUCUCGUUAUCAGAUCAGAAAAUGGGCGUGUCCCUCAAACGCACAUGCGCGUUGCAGCUGUUACCAUGGAGACAUACCUGCUUAUCUUCUGCGCAUGCGCAGACAACCAUGUGGCACUGCUGUUUAUCAAUAAAGUGGGUGGAUCAAGGCGUGGUUUAUCUAUUCGUUUAUCCGGCAUAUUCACUUAUCUGGCCUGCUUCUGGAACCAAGGUGUCCGGAUAAUCGAGGUUCUACUGUAUAGGGAAAUAUUUAAUAUGAUCACAUUCAACCUCGUAAUCAUUCAUUUACUAUCUUCCCACGUGUUUGCCCUGUGGACUCUCCCUCUCUGGAUCAACAGUGUGUAAGUUGUGUUUGCACGUGCACACUCAUUUUAAUGGUUACUAGGAACUCGUAAAUUGUCUUUGUCUCUUUCCAUAUUGCCAACUUGGUAUUAGCCGAGGCCCACACAAAAGUUAUUAGGUUGUAGUUUUAAUAUUCGUAGAAUAUACACCUAAGUUCAUUAGUUGGUACGUACAUUAUCGUGUUUGUCUCUUCCCAUGCACACACUCAUUCCUAUGUUGGACCACACACUGAUUUGGACUAUUGUAGGAGUGACGUACAGCUACAAUCUGGUGGGGAGCGAGCCGGUGAAAGAGUGUCCGGCCGUCGCCAUUCUUGCCAAGGCUCAGGCCCGAGCUCAGGCUCUCAACACACUGGGGGCAGCCAUUGGAAGACAGAAUGGCGAUAAGGCAGCCUCACUGGCAGUGGCAGAACAGUAUGUGGCAGCUUUCUCCCAACUGGCCAGGACCACCAACACUCUCAUCCUGCCAGAAAAGACUGGUGACAUCAGCUCAAUGGUCUCACAGGUUGUUGUGGAGAGCCCGGACUCGGAGACCACUCUAUUGUACUUCCUAAGAACGCAGCUCCGCCUAACAGGUACUAAGCUUGGGUGUGGAGAGGGUGGGUGUGGUGCCUGUACGGUGAUGCUCUCCUGGUAUCAAGAGGGCGUGGUUACACAUACUGCCGUCAACGCUUGUCUUGCCCCCCUCUGUUCUGUGGAUGGUAUGGCGGUCACCACAUUGGAGGGGAUUGGUAGCUCCCGCGAUCUCCUUCAUCCUGUUCAGGAGCGUAUAGCUAUAGCGCGUGCCCAUGGGUCACAGUGUGGCUUCUGCACCCCCGGUUUUGUCAUGUCCAUGUACACUCUCCUCAGGAACAGCCACGCCCCCUCAGAGAAGCAGAUUGAGGGAGCAUUCGAAGGCAAUCUGUGCAGGUGUACUGGGUACAGGCCCAUCCUAGAGGGAUUCAAAACCUUCUCACAGACUGGCUGCUGUGGCGGUGCUACCAAAUGCUGUAUGGACGUCAAAAGCUCUGAUGGAAUUAAGACUAUCAAAGGUCCUUCUAUCCUCUUUGAUGCCUCCAAAUUCCGACCCCUUGACCCCACCCAGGAACCCACCUUUCCCCCAGCACUCAGGACGGAGCCUCUCAUCCCAUUGGCUAUCAAGGGGCCGAGGGUGUCAUGGUAUCGACCUUUGACCCUGGACCAGUUGCUGGUGUUGAGAGCAAGGUUCCCUCAGAGCAAGUUGGUCAUUGGAAACACGGAGAUAGGCGUGGAGGUAAAAUUUAAGGGGGCCUUCUACGAUACUCUCAUCAGCUGCUCUCAAGUGCCUGAGCUCAACAAGAUGGCGGUCACUGACGAGGGACUGACAGUGGGAGCAUCUGUGACACUCACCCGACUGGAGGAACAGCUCAAGCAUCUAGUGGAGUCUCUACCAGAGAACAAAACGAGGACAUUCUCUGCUCUCCUGGAGAUGCUGCGGUGGUUUGCAGGACAACAGAUCAGGAAUGUGUCGACAGUAACCGGGGUGAUAGUGAUGGACCCCAGCUUCUUCACUGGCUACAAGAAGACAUCCAUUAAGCCGGAGGAAAUACUACUAUCAAUCCUUAUCCCCUUCACCAAAGAGUAUGAGUUUGUGCUGAGUUACAAGCAGGCUAGGAGGAGAGAGGAUGACAUUGCCAUCAUCAACGCUGGUCUUAGAGUCGUCUUACCACCAGCGGGUGAUUCCGAUUGGACGGUCCAAGACUGUUGCCUUAGUUACGGAGGGAUGAGUUACAUAACUACAGUGGCCAAGAAGACGCAGGCUUAUCUCAUUGGAAAGCCAUGGUGUGAGUCUACACUGGAGGGGGUGUGUCCACUACUCCUGGAGGACCUGCCCCUCUCCCCUGAUGUACCUGGGGGCAUGCCGGACUACAGGCGCUCUCUUGUCACAUCCUUCUUCUACAAGUUCUAUCUCACCGUCCUCUCUCGUUUGGAGUGAGCCCCUGCCACAGAAUCUCAUUAGUGCCACAAGGUUGUUUGAGAGACCCCCAGUGCAGAGUAGUCAAGGGUUUCAGAGUGUGUCAGACAAGCAGCUGCCAGAGGAUAGUGUGGGGCGACCAUUGAUGCAUCUCUCCGCUCUACAGCAGGCCUCCGGGGAGGCAAG